Psylliodes chrysocephalus is the source of this 4195-nucleotide messenger RNA. The record is from the annotation of a GenBank genome assembly. NCBI's taxonomy places the organism in Eukaryota, Metazoa, Arthropoda, Insecta, Coleoptera, Chrysomelidae.
UUAUAAAGUUUAAUUGACCCUUCUACAUAGACAACCAGUAUUACAGGUUCAUUACUGCGCAGUCGCACGUAUAUUGACAAUCCAAAUAUUCAAAAUUCUAAAUGUAUUUUUAUCAUUUCGUAGAUAAAGACUUACUAGAUAAGAAUAUUUUUUCCGUCAAAUCCAAUACUCAAAGUUUGCAAAAUUGUUUCUGUAUCAUUUACAGAUGGACACAGAAAAAUUAAAUACAGAUAAUAAAAAUAAUAAGAAGACUGCAUGAGUCAUGCGCAUUUUAAAUUCACUCAGUUAGUUUGUUAUCGGCCAUGUUCAUUGAUAUAUCUAGGAAGUGUUGAAGAGAAUUCGUUAAUUUUUCAAUAGUUUAUGUGAAAUUUCCGGCCUAAAAAUGGCAGGGAACAUGGGAAUGGAGCAGCUUAUUCCUAUCGUGAAUAAGUUGCAAGAUGCUUUCACACAAUUGGGAGUUCAUAUGACUUUGGAUUUACCUCAGAUCGCUGUGGUGGGCGGACAAUCUGCAGGGAAAAGCUCUGUUUUGGAAAAUUUCGUCGGAAGAGACUUCCUUCCUAGAGGAUCUGGCAUUGUUACUCGUAGACCUCUUAUUCUGCAGCUAAUAAAUGCAAUUUCUGAACAUGCUGAAUUUUUACAUUGCAAAGGAAAGAAAUUUGUGGAUUUUAAUGAGGUCAGGCAAGAAAUUGAGGCAGAAACUGAUCGGGUUACUGGAAGCAAUAAGGGCAUUUCUAACAUUCCCAUUAACUUAAGGGUAUAUUCCCCAAAUGUGUUAAAUUUGACAUUGAUCGAUUUGCCUGGUUUAACGAAAGUUCCAAUUGGGGACCAACCAGUGGAUAUUGAACAACAGAUCAAAUCAAUGAUCAUGCAAUUCAUAAAAAGAGAAUCCUGUCUCAUUCUGGCAGUCACACCGGCCAACACAGAUUUGGCCAAUUCGGAUGCCCUUAAGUUAGCCAAAGAAGUCGACGUUCAAGGUAUAAGAACAAUUGGUGUUAUAACAAAACUUGAUCUUAUGGACGAAGGUACAGAUGCUCGUGAUAUAUUAGAAAAUAAAUUAUUACCUCUUAGGAGAGGCUAUAUCGGUGUCGUAAACCGUUCACAAAAAGACAUUGAAGGAAGAAAAGACAUAAACGCUGCCUUGGCAGCAGAAAGAAAAUUCUUCUUAAGCCACCCAUCGUAUAGACACUUGGCAGAUCGCCUGGGAACCCCAUAUCUACAGAGGGUUUUGAAUCAGCAGCUAACUAACCACAUACGGGACACUUUGCCUAGUUUAAGAGAUAAAUUACAAAAGCAGUACUUGCAAUUGGAGAAAGAUGUGGAUCAGUUUAAACAUUUUAGACCUGACGAUCCUUCUAUUAAAACCAAAGCGAUGUUACAGAUGAUUCAACAGUUGCAAGUGGACUUCGACAGAACCAUCGAAGGUUCCGGUUCUGCUCAAAUCAAUACGAUGGAAUUAUCGGGCGGUGCUAAAAUUAACAGAUUAUUUCACGAAAGGUUUCCAUUCGAAAUCGUCAAAAUGGAAUUCGACGAGAAAGAGUUGCGUAGAGAGAUUGCGUUUGCUAUUAGAAAUAUUCAUGGUAUUAGAGUUGGUUUAUUCACACCAGAUAUGGCCUUCGAGGCUAUAGUUAAAAAACAAAUAUCUAGAUUAAAAGAGCCGUCGUUGAAAUGUACAGAUUUGGUUGUACAAGAAUUAUCGAAUGUUGUAAGAAUGUGUACAGAUAGAAUGAGCCGUUAUCCCCGUUUACGCGAAGAAGUUGAAAGAAUAGUAACGACACACAUUAGGAGUAGGGAACAGCAUUGUAAAGAACAGUUGUGUUUGCUUAUAGACUGCGAACUGGCAUACAUGAACACCAACCACGAAGAUUUCAUCGGAUUCGCCAACGCCCAAAGUCAGUGCGAAAGCGCGGCAGCUAAAGGAACCCGCGGUACCCUCGGCAACCAGGUCAUUCGCAAGGGUUACAUGUGCAUCCACAAUUUGGGCAUAAUGAAGGGCGGUUCCAGAGAUUAUUGGUUCGUUUUGACGUCGGAGAGCAUUUCUUGGUACAAGGACGAAGAGGAGCGCGAGAAAAAGUACAUGCUGCCUUUGGACGGGUUGAAAUUGCGGGAUAUCGAGCAAGGUUUUAUGUCUAGGCGGCACAUGUUUGCACUUUUUAAUCCCGAUGGUAGGAAUGUAUAUAAGGAUUAUAAACAACUUGAAUUGAGCUGUGAAACUUUAGACGACGUUGAUUCAUGGAAAGCAUCAUUUUUGAGAGCCGGUGUUUACCCAGAAAAACAAACUGAUACUUUAAACGGGGAGGAUUCUUCAGGCGACAGCGGAUCUAGUUCGAUGGAUCCCCAAUUGGAACGACAAGUGGAAACCAUUAGGAACUUGGUCGACAGUUAUAUGCGUAUAGUGACCAAAACCACUAGAGAUUUGGUACCAAAGACCAUUAUGUACAUGAUCAUCAAUCACACCAAAGAUUUCAUUAACGGUGAACUUUUGGCACACAUUUAUGCCAGCGGGGAUCAAGCGCAAAUGAUGGAAGAGGCUCCCGAAGAAGCGCAAAAACGCGAAGAAAUGCUCCGUAUGUACCACGCCUGCAAAGAAGCUCUGCACAUCAUCGGCGAUGUUUCGAUGGCGACAGUUUCCACACCAGUACCCCCGCCAGUGAAAAACGAUUGGCUGGCUAGCGGUCUUGAGAAUCCCAGGCUGUCGCCACCGAGUCCUGGGGGACCCAGGAAAGCGACGCCACAGAUGAGCGCCGUUGGAUCUAGCGGUUCGCUGGGUUCGAGGGCACCACCACCGCCACCGAGCACUGGCAGGCCCGCUCCCGCCAUUCCAAACAGACCUGGCGGCAAUGCACCACCCAUGCCUCCAGGUAGACCCGGGGGACAAGCCCUGCCCGCACCUCUCAUACCCACUCGACUCCCAGGGCAGCAAGGAGGCUUUCAAGUGCCUCAGCAGGUGCAGAUGGCAGUUGGCAAGGCCGUCACGAAUGCCGCCAUCAACGAACUAUCCAACUCCUUCAAAUUCCAUAAUCGACCUAUACCGAAUGUUCCACCAAGAAUACCGGACAGACCGCAUCCAGGCAGACCCAAUUAGUUUAAAAUAAAAAAAGUUUUCUAGUCAGAAAUUUAAUUAACAAGUUUGCUCGGGGACCACACGGUGCAAAAAAAAACUGAGAAAGGUAGAACAGAAAAAGUUCGUCGGAUUACGAGUACGGCUUUGUUACGUCAGGUCAUGUUAUGCCGGAGAGUGAGAAUCAAAAUACUGUGAUUCAAUAUUUAUUUUAAAAUGUGCGCAUGAUUCUACGAUGGAUAUUUGUUACAGGGUGAUUUAUUAACAAUUUCACGUUGAAUUAUUUCAUAAACAAAUGUACAUGUAACAAUCGAGAAUAAUGUAAAAUACUUGAGAUGUUAAAAUUAUACAUAUGAACAAUUAAUUGUACUUAUUUUUUUAAGAGGUAUUAUGUGUUUCAGAACUUUGUCCAUUACCUCUGAUGAAAUCGGCUUCAAAAAAAUUAAUAAGGCGUCGUCUAAAGAUAUUUACAGUUUUUAAACAACUCAAUUACUUUCUAAAAUAUCAUCUUUGGAAAUGUUAAUUGAACCACUAUGUAUAUAAAUUUCAGUAAUAAUACUGGAUGUGAUAUAUCUUUGGCAUUUAUAAAUGUUUGCCAAUUAGAAGGCAGGAAGUGUAUCACAUAUUAUUUGUUGACCUUCUGGGUUCUUUUUUAGUUACAUGAUAAUAAAUUUUCACGUUUUUUUUCUUUUUUCAAAGUUGGAAUUAUACGUUAAAUAUUUUAUUUCUCUAAAAUAUUGUGUUACAUAAUAGAAUCACCCUGUACUAAAAAAUCAAUUAUUGUAGAAUCAUCGAUAGAGUACGUAUUUUAUAUACACGAAGUAUAUAUUUUAUUUCGAUUUUUUAAAUUUUAGUUUUUUUUUUUUUUUUUUUAAUCAUGUGUAUAUAACGUACGAAUAUGUUAUAUUUUUGGUAAAAUCAGAAACACUAGUCUUAUGUUAAUAGUAUUAUUAAAAUGUAGGUCAAUUUUGUCUACUUCGCGUUGUAAAAUAUAAAUUUGAUAAUUAUGUAUAUAAUGUGUAUUUGUAUUAAAUUUAUUUUUAAUAAUUUUGUUUUUUGUUUUUUUUUGUUCCUAAAAACAUUUUUAUUUUUUGGUUUACAUUUUGGAAUGCACAUAUUUUUUUAGGCACAUUAAUG